Molecule: messenger RNA, 1349 nt
Organism: Aspergillus fijiensis CBS 313.89
Lineage: Eukaryota; Fungi; Ascomycota; Eurotiomycetes; Eurotiales; Aspergillaceae
Product: GIG1 family protein
Exons: 4
Coding region: 366-1178 (270 amino acids)
Biological process (GO): N-acetylglucosamine metabolic process
Cellular component (GO): cytoplasm
Source: RefSeq, a predicted model, not a curated record
UCAGCCCUGCACAUCCAUGCCUUUUCCAAUGAUCGCCAUUAGUUGCCACUUCCGGGCCCGCCGCAAUCAAUCCCCGUUAAGGUCAUACCAACAGGGUCAGAAUAAGGUUGACAGUGAAAGCUACGGGGGGUAAAACCGCACCUACACCUACACCUGUUAAAUGACUUUCCCUCCUCCCUCCGCCCUCUCUCUCCCUUCUCACUUACCUGUCAAAGCUGUAUAUACAGGCUCGGCAGCUCCUUUUAUUGUGUCCAGGGUUCCUCCCUUUGUGCUCAUUUCCAGCCACACAUCCCAAAUAAACAUUUCCGCCCCAGAGGACCUCACUUUACCUUAAUCCAGGGAAGAUGUCACCCACGGUCGCAGCAAUGCCGACAGCAACAACGGCCUUCCCCCCGCGACAGAGACCGGGAUACCUGACCGAGAAAGGCCGCCCCCUAGCCACCGUGACCGACUCUCCCACACCACUCAUCCAGAAGCACAACGUCCCCCAAGACGAAGCCCCAGAAAAAGAAGCACCCCUGCCCUACUGGCUCACCAACAUUCCGCGUUCCCAAUGGCCCCCCUCCUGCCCCAGCUACCUCCGCGACAUCUCCCAAAAGAACAUCGAGAUCCUCUCGACCCCGGACCAUCUCUACCAAAGACAAGGGUGGGACCUCGUCACAGAGCUCGUCCGCACGAACCGAAUCGACCGCUUCCAGCGCCUCCCCAGCGAUCUCCGCCGGUACCUGGAGUACAAGGCGCGGAUCGUCGCCGAGUACGGGUCGAUCAUGCGCUUCGUCGUCAAGGAGCGAUUGCGGUGGGGGGAAGGCUUGCAGAGUGAUUUGCGCGCCAAGGGGAGGCCGUUUGAGUUCGAUGAAGACCUCCGCAUCCUGUACAACGACUGGCCAUACGGCCUGGAGCCGGAUAUCGUGCACCUGGUCGUGUGGACCAAGUUCCCGCUGGAGGACGAUCCGGUCGUGGAUGAUUUGACGCCGCGCGCGCGGCGCGAGAUCGACGGGUUCGUGCGGCGGACGUUCCAUGCGAGGAUGGCGCCGGAGCAGGUGAUCUGGUUCCGGAACUGGAGGUCGCUCAAGUCGGUCCAUGCCGUCGAGCAUUUCCAUGUCAUGUUGUAUCGCCCCCCGGCCGCGUUUUUGGAGGAGAUUACCCGCGGCGAUUUGCCGGCGCACGUGAUCGGGUAGCCUAGCUGGUCUGUGGAGGAUUGGACGGAUCGGAACCUGAAUCAUGGCGCUGUCUGGCUCAGACUUGCUAGAGGAGGAUUGGCGUUGGAAGAAUACUUGCUGGUGUGAUGAGCAUACAAAGCUUAAGCUUUUUUUCUUUCUUUUUGAAACUACAAUAGCCCUACAUAGUAC